This is a messenger RNA of Cygnus atratus (black swan), 2780 nucleotides long. It is a transcript of the gene LRP11, whose product is annotated as LDL receptor related protein 11. Bases 1 to 1413 code for a protein of 470 amino acids. The transcript has 7 exons. The record is from RefSeq and is a predicted model, not a curated record. Gene Ontology annotation, molecular function: protein binding. Lineage: Eukaryota; Metazoa; Chordata; Aves; Anseriformes; Anatidae.
AUGUCGGCGCUGGUGCUGGUGCUGCUGGCGGCGCUGGGCGGGCGGGCCGUGCUGCCGGGCGGGCGGUGCGCGGCGCCGCUGGCCGACCUGCGCUCGCAGAUCUCGGGCGUGGAGUCGCUGCUGGAGGAGUUCCGCCGGCAGCUGCAGCAGGAGGAGCCGGGCCCGCCGGCGGCGGCGGCGGCGGCAGGAGGCGGCGGCGAGCGGUGCGGCGGCAGCGGCGGCUUCUCCGCCAGGCCCGACUCCAUCAUCCGCACCAAGGACUCCAUCGCGGCCGGCGCCACCUUCCUGCGGGCCCCCGGCGGGGCGGCGGGCUGGCGGCAGUGCCUGGACGCCUGCUGCGCCGAGCCGCGCUGCACGCUGGCCGUGGUGCAGGCGCCCGGGCGGCCGCGGGCUGCGGCGGCGGCGGAUCUGGGCUGCUACCUCUUCAACUGCACCCACCGCGGCCGGCCCGUCUGCCGCUUCGCCCCGCACCGCGGCUACAGCACCUACAGCCGCCGGCCCGCCGCGCCGACGGAAGAAGAAUAUGAUGAGCCUCCCCUGUGCAAGGCAGGACAAGAUGUUGUGCUGCAGUCACCUGUCGACUGGGUGCUUUUGGAUGGCAGAGAAAGUUCAGAUGACCAUGGAAUUGUGCAGUAUGAAUGGAUGUUGCUCCAAGGUGACUCAGCUGUUGAAAUGAAGGUACCACAGCCAGGAACGCUGAAGCUGUCUCACCUUCAGGAAGGCACAUACAUUUUCCAGCUAACCGUGACAGACACUGCUGGUCAGCGGAGCUCGGAUAACGUCUCUGUGACCGUUCUUCCUAUGGCUCAUUCUGCAGUAGCCUGUGUCGGGGUUUGCUCUCGCUACCAGUUUAUCUGUGAUGAUGGCUGCUGCAUCGACAUCACAUUUGCUUGCGAUGGAGUGAAACAGUGCCCUGAUGGCUCCGACGAAACUUUCUGCCAGAACCUCAGCCAAGGCCGGAAGACAGUGACUCACGCAGCCUUUGGCACUACUCAGCAAAGGACUGUAGGACUGACUGAACAUACAGAUGAAAACUCUGCAGAAAACACCCUGAAGGCCACUGUCAGAAAUCAGCCGCUCCUUCCACUGGAUGCAGACAUGUCUAACCAAUCGCUUUCUCAGGGACCAAAGAAACAAAACAGCGGAUUUGUGCCAGAUAACAGUUCCUCAGGGAAAAAAACAGAUGAUAAAAAUGGAAGUGGCAUAACUGUGCCAAAGAGAGAUCAGCUUGGAGGUGGUCACCCAGUCCCAGAAACAGGUGCUGUACUGCCUUUGGCCUUAGGCUUGGCCAUCACUGCUUUACUGCUGCUUAUGGUUGCUUGCAGACUGCGUUUAGUGAGACAGAAGCUUAAAAAAGCUCGACCCAUUACAUCUGAAGAGUCUGAUUACCUCAUCAACGGGAUGUAUCUCUGAAAAUCAGAUUUAGGUCUGUCGUUUUCUCCCCUGUCUCCUGUGUCCAUGUACCUCUGCCUCUUAAAAAGGACCAAAGUCUUUAGUUAAGUUUCAAAUGUAGAAGCCUCCAAGGUGAGGAACGCGUUCUCCCCCUUUGAUGAAGAAGUGAAGAUGUGGGUGGGUGCCCACCUUCAGAAACUCAGAAGCCUUCAGGCUCCGGCGGGCGGCUCCGGCUGACCUUGCAGAAGACGCCGUCGGGUGGAGAACCCCCCGGGGACGUGGGGGUGCCCUCGCCCUCCCCGCAGCAGCCGGGCCCCAGGGCCCUGUGCCGGGGCAGCCAAGGCAGCAGGUCCCCGUGGCGCUGGCCGGGGCGUAGAGGGCAGCUCGUCACUGCCCUGCUGCCACCAGCGCGCUCCACGCUGGGUACGGGGACGCGCCAGACCAGUGUGACUGUGCUGUCUGGCAGAGACCGAUCUCUGCGCUUCCCACCCGACACACAGGGAGCAUUUUCAUGAAAUAAUUUUGUCUUGCUUUGUUAAUUAAAAGCAAUCGCCAUCUAAGCACCAGCUUUUGUAACGAAAUUUGGGAUUUAAGGAACAGACCGUAUUUUUCAUUCCUAGUUUAAACCUCUGUGCAGCUAACAGAGCCAUGCUUACGGAAGUGAAAACACAAGUAGAGGAUGAGUUUGGACUUAGCAGUGUCCAACGGCUGUUGUGUGAGAUCCCAGAGCUGCAUCUCUCCCCGGAGCUCAUGGCUUGUUGAGCCUUUUCCACCCCCAGCUCCACGCACUCCACCUUGCGAAACAGCAGCGGGCUGCAGCUUUUCUCUGACACCAGCCCCAGCUUUGCUAGCGGUGGCCAGAUCUGUGGUGUUGGGAGUUCUGUCGGGGUGAAAACCAAAGUUAGUCGUAGCCAAACAGGCACGGUCAGCGUGACUGCUGCCUCUAGCGAGCGGUUGAACCCUGCCCCUGCUUCCCCGGAGCCUGGGAGCCGUGCUGGUUAAAACUCUUAGCUCCCUGCAAAGCUUGAAAGCUUCAGCGACGUGUCCCCACCCCAGCAAAAUUCUCCUAGAAUUAGAGCAAGUAAUUGAUAUGUGUGAGUGAACUUCAGAUGUGUUAACAGUAAACUGCGUACAGUACAUGUUAUAUAUACAUAUAUAUAGACACCGUGCUGUCUAUCUUGUUUGACUGUCCGAGGAUGUCGCAUUCAUCAUGGGUCCCAAUGAAAGCAGAGGCAGGUGAGGCAUGCAUCUUUUUGUAUGUCGUCUUUUGUACUUCAGUAACUCCAAGUCAACAAGAAUCUUGCCAUGGUACACAGAUAGCUCUUUGAGUUGCUUGGUCUUGUUUAAUUUAUGUAAAAUAGCUCUAAUAAACCUAUUUUGUUCUUACA